CCUGGCCUGAUGCCCAGAGUCUGGACGGGAGCGAAGAGACGGGAGGCGGGCUGUGGCAUCGCAGUCCCGCGAGAGCCGCGGCCCUCCCUCUGGUAUGCAUGCCCCAGCGCUUCUUCCUCCGCGGACCCCUUCUCAAAGGCGGGAGAAGAAAGGGUGGGACCCGGGCAGGUCCGGGAGAGAGGCAGGUCCCUACAGGACCCGGGCCCCGAGAUGUGGGUGGUGGCCGGAGGGCGGAGACGGGGCGGGGCUCGCGGAGACACCAAAGGGCGCCUCCGUCUCUCCACCUCAGAUCCUGGUUCAAGAGUGCCUCCGGGCGUCGGGCAAGAUGGCUGCGCGCGGGUUGGGUCGCAGCUUGGGGAGACUCCUAGGCAGCCUGAGCUGGCGCUCCGGUCAGCCCGCGAGGCCGCUUCGCGGGGUGAGCGCCCCCGCCGCAGCCGCAGCGCAGCCCGGCUCAUACCAGGCGCAGAUCGCACAGGCGGCCCGAGAGCCCGCCGCUUUCUGGGGGCAGCUGGCGCGGGACAUGCUCGUGUGGGACACCCCCUAUCAUACCGUCUGGGAUUGUGACUUCAGCAGCGGCAAGAUCGGCUGGUUCCUGGGAGGCCAGUUAAACGUGUCUGUCAACUGCUUGGAUCAGCAUGUUCGGAAGUCCCCAGAGAGCAUCGCUUUGAUCUGGGAGCGGGACGAGCCUGGAACUGAAGUGAGGAUCACCUACAGGGAACUGCUGGAGACCACGUGCCGCUUGGCCAACACGCUGAAGAGACAUGGAAUCCGUCGAGGGGACCGUGUGGCAAUCUACAUGCCUGUUUCACCACUGGCUGUGGCUGCAAUGCUGGCCUGUGCCAGGGUUGGAGCUGUCCACACGGUUGUCUUUGCUGGCUUCAGUGCAGAGUCCCUGGCUGGGAGGAUCAAUGAUGCUAAGUGCAAGGUGGUCAUCACCUUCAACCAAGGACUCCGGGGAGGACGCGUGGUGGAGCUGAAGAAGAUAGUAGAUGAAGCUGUGAAGCACUGCCCGACCAUCCAACAUGUCCUGGUGGCUCACAGGACGGACAACAAGGUCCACAUGGGGCGUCUGGACAUCCCACUCGAGCAGGAAAUGGCCAAGGAGGACACUGUUUGUGCUCCAGAGAGCAUGAGCAGUGAGGACAUGCUCUUCCUGCUCUACACCUCGGGGAGCACCGGAACACCCAAGGGACUCGUCCACACGCAGGCGGGCUACCUGCUGUAUGCCGCUGUGACGCACAGGCUUGUGUUUGACUACCGGCCAGGUGACGUUUUUGGCUGUGUGGCCGACAUUGGCUGGAUCACAGGACACAGCUAUGUGGUGUAUGGACCCCUGUGCAAUGGAGCGACCACUGUCCUUUUUGAGAGCACCCCAGUUUACCCUGAUGCUGGUCGAUAUUGGGAGACAGUGCAGAGGUUAAAGAUCAAUCAGUUCUAUGGGGCCCCGACGGCUGUCCGGCUAUUGUUGAAAUAUGGCGACUCCUGGGUGAAGAAGUACGACCGCUCCUCCUUGCGGACUCUGGGGUCAGUGGGAGAACCAAUCAACUGUGAGGCCUGGGAGUGGCUCCACAAGGUGGUGGGGGACUGCAGAUGCACGCUGGUGGACACCUGGUGGCAAACAGAAACGGGUGGCAUCUGCAUCGCCCCACGCCCCUCGGAAGAAGGAGCAGAAAUCCUCCCUGGCAUGGCUAUGAGACCCUUUUAUGGCAUUGUCCCAAUUCUCAUGGAUGAGAAGGGAAACGUUGUGGAGGGCGGUGAUGUCUCUGGGGCUCUGUGCCUGUCCCAGGCCUGGCCGGGCAUGGCCAGGACCAUCUAUGGAGACCACCAGAGAUUCAUGGAGGCCUACUUCAAGCCUUACCCAGGCUACUACUUCACUGGAGAUGGGGCUUACCGGACCGAGGGCGGCUACUACCAGAUCACAGGGCGGAUGGAUGACGUCAUCAACAUCAGCGGCCACAGGCUGGGGACUGCUGAGAUCGAGGACUCGAUGGCUAGCCACCCCACUGUGGCAGAGACUGCUGUCAUUGGCUACCCCCAUGACAUCAAAGGAGAAGCUGCAUUUGCCUUUAUUGUGUUGAAGGACAAUGCAGGUGACCCAGAUUUGGUGGUGAAGGAGGUCAGGUCAGCAGUGGCCAACAAGAUUGCCAAGUAUGCGGUGCCUGAUCAGAUUCUGGUUGUGAAGCGUCUUCCAAAAACUCGGUCUGGAAAAGUCAUGCGGAGGCUCCUGAGGAAGAUAAUUACAGGAAGAGCUCAGGAUCUGGGAGAUACCACCACCUUGGAGGACCCCCAUGUCAUCAUGGAAAUCCUGAAGGUCUACCAGAAGUACAAAGACAAACAAACUGCUGCUCAGUGAUGGGCUUUGGCUGAGACCCAGUGCCCAUGCCCCUAACUGUCCUUCCAGAAUGUAGCUCUCAGAUUGGCUCAUUUCCUACUGUCCCAGAAGCAUUCCUCUCCUAGAGUGUAAUCCACACUGCCCAAAUGUGAAGUCUGUGCUAAGCCUGCCUUCUUUCCGCUGAGUACCCAUGAAGAGAUACUAUUAGAUAUGCUUAGCAUUUGUUUCCCUUGUCCUGAAUUUGGUUUCCUGGGAUGAAAAGUCAUUGUCAUCUCCAUUUCUCUGUCACCUCCAGACAGCACAGGAAGGUGAGGUGUGCCUGCUCAGAGAACCAGAAGCAAUCAUAUUUUUUCCCCCAGAUGUACUAGAUACAAAAGGCAGAAAUUUUAUUUUUAUACUUUUAUAUUUUGGAAGAAUGAGCAGAUAUACACAUGUAGUGUGCAGAUUUACUUAUACACAUUCUUCGUAACAUUUAGAGUUAUGAAAAUAUCCUUUUGUGCCUUUGCUCAUGGGGAAAUGUGGAGAGGGUCAGAGGAUGCCUUUUUAAUGUUGGCAUGCUGGGAAUCUGAAUUUGAAAUGUUUGUACCUCUGUCUAAAUAUAGCUAUCUUGAGAACUUUCAA
Messenger RNA from Neofelis nebulosa (Clouded leopard), 2953 nucleotides. RefSeq names its product acyl-CoA synthetase short chain family member 1 (gene ACSS1). NCBI's taxonomy places the organism in Eukaryota, Metazoa, Chordata, Mammalia, Carnivora, Felidae. The transcript is spliced from 14 exons. Gene Ontology annotation, cellular component: mitochondrion. Gene Ontology annotation, molecular function: AMP binding; acetyl-CoA synthetase activity. The record is from RefSeq and is a predicted model, not a curated record. Bases 95 to 2353 code for a protein of 752 amino acids.